Anarrhichthys ocellatus (wolf-eel) is the source of this 1781-nucleotide messenger RNA. RefSeq names its product paraspeckle component 1 (gene pspc1). The coding region runs from base 95 to 1729 and encodes 544 amino acids. Gene Ontology annotation, molecular function: RNA binding. The transcript has 10 exons. The record is from RefSeq and is a predicted model, not a curated record. NCBI's taxonomy places the organism in Eukaryota, Metazoa, Chordata, Actinopteri, Perciformes, Anarhichadidae.
UUCAGGAGGUGUGCACCAUCAACACCGGCCCACGAGCCUUCUCCUCAAAGUUAGUUUAAUUUAGAUAACGUACCAAAACCUACUCUGUCCGAGAAUGGCUAACCGAAAUAUGCAACAAGCGACUAUGCAAAGCAGCAACUCUCCUCAACCGGAGAGGACCGACUCUCCGGCGCAGUCUCCGGCAAACAAAGACAGUCCGGCUCCGCAGCAGCAACAUCAGUCACCCGCGGCCGAAGGAGCCGAAGAAGGAGAAGGAGUCGAAGAGGGACGGGCUGAAAUGACUUUGGAUAUCACGAGUUUUCGGAAGCCCGGUGAGAAGACGUUCACCCAGCGCUCACGUCUGUACAUCGGAAACCUCCCGCUGGACGUCCCGGAGGAGGAGUUCAAACACAUGUUCGCUAAAUACGGGAACAUUAGCGAGGUGUUCAUCAACAGAGACCGGGGGUUCGGCUUUGUUCGCUUGGAAACCCGCAUGCUGGCAGAGAUCGCUGUAGCCGAGCUGGAUGGGACUGUUUUGAAAAAUCGACCAAUCCGGGUCAGCUUUGCUACACAUACUGCUGCCCUGACGGUGCGCAACCUGUUGCCAGCAGUAACAAAUGAGCUGUUGGAAGAGGCGUUUUCUCAGUUUGGCCCGGUGGAACGGGCGGUCGUCGUGACAGAUGACCGCGGUCGCCCCACCGGGAGAGCCAUCGUGGAGUUCGCAAACAAAAUAGCUGCACGCAAAGCCCUGGAGUGCUGCACGGAGGGAGCGCUGCUGCUGACCACCACGCCUUGUCCGGCCAUCGUGGAGCCCUCGGAGCACUUUGAUGACCAGGAUGGACAGCCUGAAAAAUCGCUGCAGAAGUCUGCAGCCUACUAUAAGGAACGAGAGCAGAUGCCCCAUUUUGCUCAGCCGGGCACAUUUGAGUUUGAGUAUUCGUCUCGCUGGAAAGCUCUUCAUGAGAUGGAGAAACAGCAAAGAGACCAAGUGGACAAGAACAUCAAGGAGGCCAAAGAGAAACUGGAGGCUGAGCUGGAGUCGGCCAAACAUGAACAUCAGCUCAUGUUAAUGAGACAAGAUCUCAUGAGGCGUCAGGAGGAGCUGAGGAGACUGGAGGAGCUCCGCAACCAGGAGCUGCAGAGACGGAAGCAGAUCGAGAUGAGGCAUGAAGAGGAGAGGAGGAGGAGAGAGGAGGAGAUGAUGAUGAGACACAGAGAACAGGAGGAACUGAGACGCCACCCGGAUGGCUUCAAACCAAACUACCAUGACAACAGAGAACAGGAAAUGAGAGUGGGUGAGCUGGGCCCUCGUGGAGCCAUUAAUAUGGGAGAUGGCUUUAACCGGGGCUCUCCGGGGCCCACUGGUAACCAGGGUCAAAUGAUGGGCAUGAGUGGAAGGGGAGGAGCCAUUGGCCCAGAGGGAACUGCAAAUACGGGGACACCAUUGAUGUCAGAGAAUGGAGCCAUGCGAAAAGAUAGAUUCCCACAGGGUGGAUCGAUGGGGGGGCGACCAGAAGUUGAAUCCCCAAAGCAGCAGCAGCCGCAACAACAGCAGCAGCAACAACAGCAGCAGCAACAGCAGCAGCAACAACAGCAGCAGCAACCGCAGCAGCAACAACAGCAGCAGCAACCACAACAGCAGCAGCAACAGCAGCCGCAGCAGCAGCCGCCAUUGGGCCCUCAAGCCGGGAGGGGGAGUCCGGUAGGGGGGGUCUUUGAUGGGCCAAACCAUAAGCGCCGCAGAUAUUAAAUCCUCUCUGAUCACUGAGACACGCUACUCAUGGAUCUUUGUUUCUGCCCCC